CGGGAGCGCGCACGCCGUGCGUCCCGGGCUUGCCCUUGGAGUGUUGCCUGCUUACCGCGGCCGGGGAAAGGCGAAGUGUUUGGCCCGCCAUGUUCUCCUUGGCGCUCCGGGCCCGGGCCGCGGGCCUCGCGGUGCAGUGGGGACGACAUACAAGGAAUUUGCAUAAGACAGCUGCGCAGAAUGGUGCUGGAGGAGCCUUAUUUGUGCACAGAGAUACUCCUGAGAAUAACCCAGAUACACCAUUUGAUUUCACACCAGAAAACUACAAGAGGAUAGAGGCAAUUGUUAAGAACUACCCAGAAGGGCAUAAAGCGGCAGCUGUGCUUCCGGUCCUGGAUUUAGCCCAGAGGCAGAAUGGAUGGCUGCCCAUCUCUGCUAUGAACAAGGUUGCAGAAGUCUUACAAGUACCUCCAAUGAGAGUGUAUGAAGUAGCGACUUUUUACACAAUGUAUAAUCGGAAGCCAGUUGGAAAGUAUCACAUUCAGGUCUGCACUACUACACCUUGCAUGCUUCGGAACUCUGACAGUAUACUGGAGACCAUUCAGCAAAAGCUUGGAAUAAAAGUUGGAGAAACUACACCUGAUAAACUUUUCACACUUAUAGAGGUCGAAUGCUUAGGAGCCUGUGUAAAUGCACCAAUGGUUCAAAUAAAUGACAACUACUAUGAGGAUCUAACACCAAAGGAUAUCGAAGAAAUUAUUGAUGAGCUCAAAGCUGGCAAAACCCCAAAACCUGGGCCAAGGAGUGGACGUUUCUCUUGUGAGCCAGCUGGAGGUCUUACCUCCUUGACUGAACCACCCAAAGGACCCGGCUUUGGUGUGCAAGCAGGCCUUUAAUUUAUAUACAAUUGUAAACAUGUUACUGGAGAAAUAAAAUAUGAACCUUCUGUA
Molecule: messenger RNA, 890 nt
Organism: Jaculus jaculus (lesser Egyptian jerboa)
Lineage: Eukaryota; Metazoa; Chordata; Mammalia; Rodentia; Dipodidae
Gene: Ndufv2
Product: NADH:ubiquinone oxidoreductase core subunit V2
Exons: 8
Coding region: 90-836 (248 amino acids)
Biological process (GO): mitochondrial electron transport, NADH to ubiquinone
Molecular function (GO): NADH dehydrogenase activity
Source: RefSeq, a predicted model, not a curated record